GCUUGGGUCCUUUCCAUCGCACCUCAUGUCUCAGUCGCCGCAGUCGGCUCCAGUUUUCUGUGCGUAAGCGCACUUUAAAACACCUUCUAGCUUCUACAGAGAUGGACGCCGAAAAGACCCCGACUAUAGACACUGAAGCCAGCACGGAGGGUAAAGAUGGAGCAGAAGCAUUUACGAAGGUGAAGUCUAAAAAGAGCCAGAAACGUAAACAUGAGCAGGAGGCGGUGGACAUGGACGCGGAGGAGAGCGUGGCCGUCAAACGGCCGCAGUUUCCACCGAUCUCCGGAGACAAAUUACGGGGACCAGACGAUAUGCGUAAAAUCGCAGUCCCAGCUCACAGAUACACCCCACUGAAGGAGAACUGGCUAAAGAUCUUCACUCCCAUCGUAGAGAACCUACAUCUUCAAGUGCGGUUCAACCUCAAGACUAGGAAUGUGGAAAUCAAAACAUGCAAAGAAACGCAGGACAUCAGCGCCCUGACAAAAGCUGCAGAUUUUGUCAAAGCAUUCGUUCUAGGAUUCCAGGUUGAAGAUGCCAUGGCUCUCAUCAGAUUAGACGAGCUUUUCCUUGAAACCUUUGAUGUCACAGACGUAAAACCCUUGAAAGGGGACCACUUAUCCAGGGCCAUCGGAAGAAUAGCAGGGAAGGGAGGAAAAACCAAGUUCACCAUUGAGAAUGUGACAAAGACUCGCAUUGUUCUGGCAGAGACGAAGAUCCACAUUUUAGGUUCCUUUCAGAAUAUCAAGAUGGCCCGAACAGCGAUAUGUAACCUGAUUUUAGGAAGUCCACCUUCAAAGGUUUACGGGAACAUCAGGGUGGUGGCCAGCAGGACCGCGGAGAGGUUCUGAGCCUGGUCGGCCUCUCUCCUGCCUUUCUGGGUCCAUAACGACAUGGACUGAGAUAAUGGACUGAAACCCUCUGGCGUUUCCGAUCAGCUGGAGUCGGAUUUAUACGUUGUAGUUUAUGAUGAACACAGCGCCGCAAUGUGGAUAUCUGAGAGUUUGAGUUAUGUAAAUAAAUAUGAAAAACAA
Fundulus heteroclitus (mummichog) is the source of this 1031-nucleotide messenger RNA. It is a transcript of the gene pno1, whose product is annotated as partner of NOB1 homolog. Gene Ontology annotation, cellular component: nucleolus. The transcript has 7 exons. Gene Ontology annotation, molecular function: RNA binding. The record is from RefSeq and is a predicted model, not a curated record. The coding region runs from base 102 to 848 and encodes 248 amino acids. NCBI's taxonomy places the organism in Eukaryota, Metazoa, Chordata, Actinopteri, Cyprinodontiformes, Fundulidae.